This is a messenger RNA of Gossypium arboreum, 673 nucleotides long. Its product is annotated as protein HIGH ARSENIC CONTENT 1, mitochondrial. Gene Ontology annotation, molecular function: catalytic activity. Bases 108 to 527 code for a protein of 139 amino acids. The record is from RefSeq and is a predicted model, not a curated record. Lineage: Eukaryota; Viridiplantae; Streptophyta; Magnoliopsida; Malvales; Malvaceae. The transcript is spliced from 6 exons.
AUGGUUAACAAGUAGAAGGGAAAAGCAGAUGAGAUUUGUUAUAUAAAGCCGUCAGAAAAUUGACUUGGGAUCUGCAAAAGCUGAAGACAAAUUCAUUAUCAUUUUUCAUGGAUGCCCCUAAGAGUUGUACGCCUGAAGAAGUUGCCACUGUGAAUGUAAUAUCUGCAAAAGAUUUGCUUGGAUCAAACUACUGCUAUCUGGAUGUGAGGACACCCGAGGAGUUCAGUAAAAGUCAUAUUGACCAUGCUUUCAAUGUUCCUUACAUGUUCAUCACACAAGAAGGUAAAGUGAAAAAUCCAGAGUUCCUGAAGGAGGUCUCCUUAAUCUUGAAAAAGGAUGAUCACAUAAUUGUGGGUUGCAACAGUGGAGGACGAGGUGUCCGAGCUUGUGUUGAUCUUAUCGAGGCUGGUUAUGAGAAUGUGAGUAACAUGGAAGGUGGUUAUUCAGCUUGGGUCGACGCUGGACUCACAUCUGCCGGGGAUAAACCUGCUGAAGAGCUCAAAACUUUUUGCAAAUUUCGCCCUUAAUUAAAAUUAAAUUCCACCUUCGUAUGAAUGUUUGGGAAAAUAAAUAAAUCAAAAUCAUGUUCAAUUUUGCCAUACUAUAUGCUAUGGCUCAAUCUUAUAUUUGUUUUCUUAUACGUACUUCUGUUUAAUUUAAUCUGGUUUUUAUA